Messenger RNA from Vitis vinifera (wine grape), 3396 nucleotides. RefSeq lists its product as uncharacterized. The record is from RefSeq and is a predicted model, not a curated record. NCBI's taxonomy places the organism in Eukaryota, Viridiplantae, Streptophyta, Magnoliopsida, Vitales, Vitaceae. Gene Ontology annotation, cellular component: plasma membrane. Gene Ontology annotation, molecular function: protein kinase activity; ATP binding. Bases 504 to 3134 code for a protein of 876 amino acids. Gene Ontology annotation, biological process: protein phosphorylation. The transcript is spliced from 3 exons.
AUUUUAUUAAUCUUCCUAGAAGCUAGUAUUUAGCCAACCAAUUCUCUACACAUCUCGCUUCCCUCUCAUGAAACAAUUUAUAAGGAUUAGGACUAAUCACUGACUUAAUCAAACAAAAAUCUCUUUUGAGGUUUAAUUGCACUAUUUUAAAUAAUGGGAGUGUCUUGGGGCUUCUUCGCCACCAACUUUAGCCGAGUAAACUUGUCUUGAAGUGCUGUAUGUCUCUACUUUUUGUCAACUUCUAUUUACUCAGUCACCACCUCUUGUAGUUUAUUACAUUUUCUAUACCUGUUUCUUUCAGAAGCAAUAAACUUUUCUUAGGCCGGUCAUUGGGUUGCUCUCAUUCUUCUUGUAUCUGUACCAUUGCUCUUGUUUUACUCUGUACCCCUGGACGGCCACUGCUAUUUUCUUCGCCCACCUGAGUAAACCCACUUCAGAUUCGAUCAGAUGAUCUUCUUUAACUCCGUUAGCAUUUACUGUACUCUCUGGAAUAUUAUUACAACAUGGUGGGUCUCCUUCUAACUGCUCUUUUACUGCACUUUCUUCCUCAAUUUUCUUGUCUAUCUCCUGAUGAAGCCUCCUUCAGUCUCUCCUACAAUGGAGGGAGGGUAAUGACUGAACCAGUGGCUGUUUCUCUUCUAUGGUUUGGUACUGGAUGGCAAGAGUCUGGUAGAGAAGCUAUUCGAAAUGCCAUAGCUUCUGUAACUGCCUCUGGAUACCCAAAUGAAGAUUCUGAGGUACCCACAUUAGGAAACUGGUGGGAGAUCAUUAGACAGUAUAAAGAUGGUUCGGGUACUCCUGCAACAGGCAGAGUAGAUGUUGGUGCAGAAUGCUUCUACACCGGCCCCCAGCUCAACAUGACUCAAGACCAGGUACUUGGUAUCGGAAUGGCUGUUUUUAAUGAGACUGCAGUCAAUGGAUUUGGUGGGAACCUGAACUGUACUCGGGUUUUUGAAGUGAGCGAUAAGAGUAUUUAUCACAUCGUGUUUUCCCACACUGUCAUGUUCUUGGAUAGAAGGGAGCAGAGGGAACUAAUGGAUAGGUGCAGUGGGGAGUUGCAGGUAGAGGUGUCUGCAAGCAACAUGGUGAAAAUGGUAUGGGCGAGAGCCCCUCAAAACAUCAUUGAUCAGUGCUCAAUGUUUUUCCAUGCCAAGUCUUAUUUGGGUCCCCCAAAUGGGGAUGAAAAGAUAGAUAGCUUGGUAGGACAUAUGCUGGCCAACAUCGCUAAGGAGGUUACCAAUGGGGAUGGAAAAGGAUGGAUCGGUAACGAUGGAAGUGGAAUGACAGUCAGUACCACUUGUGCUUUCAUGUUCAAACGAGACGAAGAGGGUCCUCCACUAUUCAUGAAUGAAGAAAAGACCCUAACUUUUAAUGCAGUUGGAGUCAAUGGUUAUAGAUAUACGGUGCCAUACAUUUGGGACCAGAAAAUCAGAAACUGUGCCUUGAAACCCUCGGAGGUGUGUGGAAGUGAUGGUCUGAUGUUCAGAAAGCCAAAAGGGCAUUUGAAUGCAGGAGUGGUGGUAAAUCACACAAAUGGUUUGCAGCCUUACGCCCCAAAUCAGAAGUGUCAAUGGAAAAUCGAGUUUUCAUCUGCAAAGUUCAUCAGUUUCACCUUCAACUACCUCCUGGUUGCAGCAGGUAGUGAUGAUCAUGUCAUGAUCUGCCCCUCGGAUUCAAAACCCACAAGGUGCACUGUGUUUCAAACAGAUGAUGAACAGUCACUCACAGACUUCAGGAUCUUUGGUUCAAAAGCUUAUAUCGAGUUUGUGAGUGGCGAACACGUAUCGUCAGAGUCGAGAGGAUGGGAGCUCAGAUAUUCUGCAGGUCUCUGCGAUGGAAAGGAAGAUGUUUAUGAUCAUAAAGGUGUAAUCGGCUACACUUCAUCUACUGGCUUUUCCUACGUAGAAGGACUUCGUUGCCAAUGGGUUCUUCAUGGAAAACCAGGGACUCUUGUAUCAUUGAACUUUACCCGUAUCAACAUCUCAAAAGAUCUGGAUUUCCUUGCUAUACAUGAUGGCCUGAUGCAGCAGAUUGCUAACUUCUCUGGGUUUUACUCAGGUUCUAGUCUCCCUCGAAUGAACUUGAUGGGUGAGAUUAUGGUUGCAUUUUCCAUCCAGACAGAUGCAGGAGCAGGUUGGUCAGCUGAUUUUUACAUAGCUUCACCUGCUGAUCGGAACAAAAGACCCUUGCUUGUCAUUGUUGCUGUUGUCCUGGUGGUUGUUGGAAUCGGCUUCUUGCUUGCUUUGGUAGGAUUAUGGUUACUUAGGAAAAGAAAGCAUACAAACAGGGCCGACUCAAAUGAGAACCUUACAGUGAUAAGAGUAGCGGUUAAUGGGCAUCAGAAUCAAAUUGGGGAAGGGCCCUCUGCAACCGUUUACAGAGCAGAUUUAGCAGAUGGGAGUUCAGUAGCAGUCAAAUCUCCAAGAGAGGUGACUUCUCAAACAAAACUAGAAGAGGAGGUUUUGCUCAAAUCCUCUUGUCACCCCAACAUUAUUUCCCUAAUUGGGUAUGCUGAGGAUGGAGUUCAGAGACGAUAUUUGGUGUUUGAGUUCAUGGGGAGGGGAAGUUUGAACUGGAACUUGAGGGAAAGAGGAGAAACACUGCAGUGGGAGAAGAGGUUAACAAUAGCCUUACAAAUCUCCUCAGCAAUCCAAAUGCUGCACAUAUACUUGCAGCCACCUGUAUACCAUGGAAAUAUAAAAUCUGAAAACAUUCUUCUUGACGAGUUCUACAAUGCAAAAUUAGGAGGGUUCGGCACUGCAAACUAUUGCAAAAACGAUGGGAUAAAUCCGGAAAAACCAUCAGAAAUGGCAGAAGAUAUUUCGAGUUUCGGACUCGUGUUAGCUGAGCUGCUAAGAGGGGAGCCUCUGUUGAAUAGACAUGCUUCGGAAUUUUUCAGGAGUCUCAAAGAAUUUAAUGAGCUAGAUGGGGGCGGCCAAGAGUGCCUUGAUCCAAAGUUGGAUAUUCCCAAGGAAGAAUGCAAGAUAAUGAGUUUGGCCAAGUUGGGUGAAAUUGCAAAAUGGUGCAUUGGUGGAAGCCAGGAAGUUGGAGGAGAUCAAGCUACUCCCACUAUAGGUGAUGUUGUGUUGGGUUUGAAGCAGGUAAAGCAAUUGUUUUUCUCAGUCCCAAGCUAAGUAGGGAGCGAAGGAAAACUGGCGCAAAGCAGUGCCUCAACAGAUCAUAAAUAUUAAGAGCCUUACGUUUAUGUAAUAUUUACUGUUCUAAGGCGCUUUCUUCUCAUAUACCUGUAUAUUUUCUAGUACAGUACCUUUUUUUUUUCCUUUCCUUCUCAAGUUUUGGACUUCCAUUUCGCAUCACAUUUUGUAUCUGGCUAGCCUCUGUUCAGAAGUUGAAACACUCCUACUUGACAUCACAACAUAUAUGCAUUUCACGGAA